Messenger RNA from Sabethes cyaneus, 1463 nucleotides. RefSeq names its product serine proteinase stubble. Gene Ontology annotation, biological process: proteolysis. The record is from RefSeq and is a predicted model, not a curated record. Gene Ontology annotation, molecular function: serine-type endopeptidase activity. The transcript has 6 exons. Lineage: Eukaryota; Metazoa; Arthropoda; Insecta; Diptera; Culicidae. The coding region runs from base 1 to 1188 and encodes 395 amino acids.
AUGAGGAAAACAUUUUUCCGCUGCUGGACCACCGCAGCUUCGUUGUCGUGUUCGCUGAGAUUGACAGUGCCGGUGCUACUGUUGCUCUCUUGUUCGCUGGUGAUAUGCGGCGACGCAGGAGAUGUGGAAAACUUUAACCGGCACUACAACGAUGUCGUACAGCGGGAUGAUCUGCGCGCAACUAUCAGCCGGCAGCUGCCGAAGCAAGGCAAGUUUUUCGAGGAGUUUGAUCGGAUGAUCCCGCAGACGUGCCGCUACAAGGGCCGUAAGUUCGAGUGCGGCCUGUCCAUUUCGUGCGUGCUGGGCGGGGGAAAACCGAUCGAUCUCUGCUCCGGCGGUAUGAUCUGGUCCUGCUGCAUCGAUCGCGAUCUCCAGCCGGACGCCGAUCCCGAACAAGGCGCCGUCCACAAUGCCAGUUGUGGUGAACUGUACACGAGAACCAACCGCAUUGUUGGCGGUCACUCGACAGGCUUCGGAACGCAUCCCUGGCAGGCGGCUUUGAUCAAAACCGGUUUCCUCACAAAGAAGCUGAGCUGUGGCGGUGCGCUGGUCUCCAACCGAUGGGUCGUGACAGCUGCUCACUGUGUUGCCACAACACCAAACAGCAACCUCAAAGUACGGCUCGGCGAAUGGGAUGUCCGGGACCAGGACGAACGACUGAACCACGAAGAGUACAGCAUCGAACGGAAGGAAGUUCAUCCUAGCUAUUCACCGAGCGAUUUUCGAAAUGAUCUCGCAUUGGUUAAAUUAGACCGCAAAGUAGUCUUCCGGCAGCACAUCCUGCCGGUUUGCCUACCGCCGAAGCACACCAAACUGGUCGGCAAAAUGGCCACUGUAGCUGGCUGGGGUCGAACCCGGCACGGGCAGAGCACGGUUCCGUCGGUUCUACAGGAAGUGGACGUCGAAGUGAUACCGAACGAUCGCUGCCAGCGCUGGUUUCGCGCUGCCGGCCGGCGGGAAACGAUCCACGAGGUGUUCCUGUGUGCCGGCUACAAGGAAGGUGGCCGCGAUAGCUGCCAGGGUGACUCGGGAGGGCCGCUAACUCUUACUUUGGACGGUAGAAAAACGCUAAUCGGGCUGGUGUCCUGGGGCAUCGGUUGUGGCCGAGAACAUUUGCCCGGAGUCUACACCAACAUUCAGAAGUUCGUGCCUUGGAUCGAAAAAGUAUUGGGAAAGGAGUUUGCCUAGAGAGAAACGGCCAUUCGACAAAUUCGAAGACGUCGGUGUCAUAUCCUGUGUGUAAAUAGUCAUCGGAACGGAGAGAGGAAUUACUAUCACGAAGUUCUACUGUUUAGUUUAGGCGAUUAGAUUUACGCUGUAAUUGGAUUUAUUAUUAUUUACUGAGAUGUAAAUUGUUAGGUACACGCUGUUAUUGAGGCGCAACAUUUUUCAUAUCUUCAUUUGUUUGUAGUGUUGUGGGAGGGAUGCGACAGUAUUUUUGUUCACUAGAGCUGCACAAUGAG